Molecule: messenger RNA, 6723 nt
Organism: Toxoplasma gondii ME49
Lineage: Eukaryota; Apicomplexa; Conoidasida; Eucoccidiorida; Sarcocystidae
Exons: 15
Coding region: 40-3468 (1142 amino acids)
Source: RefSeq, a predicted model, not a curated record
GAAGCUCUCAGGUUCGUCUCUUUUGCUCGAUUUCUGCUCAUGGACUUGAGCGCCUCUGGUCCGCGGCGAGUUGCUACGCAGGCAGCGUGUCGAGCGUCGGUGCGCGACGACUUAGACAGCGGCCAACGACCCAGAAAAGUCGGACAAUCUGGCCCGAAAACAGAAACUCAGUCCUUUGACCGGUCUUUUCUCCGUCAGCCGGAAGGUUCCCUACGAGUCUCCUCGGCUUUUCCAGCCUGUCUUUUAGAAACAAGACAUGUCGGCGGCAGUGCGAACUCCGUUUUCAGCACCCAGAGGGGGGACUUCCGUGCGUUCUUGAGGACCGAACGCUCGGCGGACGCUUUCUCUUCUUCCCGACACAAUGCAUACACGGCUGUUCCACUGCAGUCUCCUCGUAAAUCGAUUGUUCCGGUGUGUCAGCCGCAGACGACGCCUUCGAACCGGGUAGCGGAUCCUUCGAAGAAAGAGAGUUCUCAUUCGCUGUCUCGGUGUCUCCGUCCUCAGGAGAACAUGUUGACGCGCCGCACGCGUCUCGCUCCGUUCUUUGGGUCUUCCACUACGCCUUACUCGUCCACGUCUUUCUCUUCUCUCGCGAUUCUCCGCUCUCCCCGAAACUCCUCUUCUUCCACGAGCUGCUCCUCUUCCCGUUCGCGUUCCUCUUCCUCGCGGACGCCCUUUCUUUUUUCCUUGACUUCUCCUGCCAUCAACUCGUCUUCCCUCGCUUCCCUAACGGCUUUCCUCUCCUUCUCUUCUUCGGCUGUCACCUCGUCUUCCUCCUUGUCCUUCAACUCCGCUUCUGCCCCGCUGACGUCCCCUUCUCUCUCUUCACCAGGUAGUCGCGCCCCCCGUCUCCCGCUGCGACCGCCGGUGAAGCCUCUGAAGCCGCCUCGAGGAGGCGCUGCGAAAUGCAGCGGGGGUUCGUAUGCCUCACGUACAUCCGCGAAAAGUUGCUCGUCCGGAGCCUCUUCGGAGGAAGGCAGAGAAAGCAGCUGGCAAGACGCACGAGACCGAGGGGAGCGACCUGAGGGCUCUCGAGUCUCCGUCUCGCCGAGGAGAGACUUCGAGCCUGAAUUUCCUUCCCUCCCCAGUGGCCGCCGCUGCUCUGCGCGCCUUCUCAGGGGCAGGCGGGCCUCUUGGCAAAAGGGGACACUGUGGGAGAGCCAGGACGACCUCGCGAGGAUUCUCCGGCUCUCGCUCGUGGAGGCGAAGGCGCAGCGACACACGAAGCGCGCGAAAAAGAGGCGGGAGCGAGGGCGAACGAAACACCGCACAAACAUGGAGGUUCGCUCUUCCCCGAGCGCCUCCCGAGAGCAGACGCCUCGCCGACGCAGACUGCACAAACCUUCGGUGUCUCCCUCAUGCGAGCGCCCAGGUAGACGUACGGCUGACAGCUGGGGGCGGUGGCGCUGCGAAGGCCGCGGCGACGAAGCGGAGAAGAACGACAGCUUUUGCCAGACUCCACCGAAAACGUGGAAGCGCCUCAGACGCGCCGUGACAGCCUCUCCAACUCUGUGUGUGAAACUCGCAGACCCGCGCGAGGGGAGUCACGAGAAGGAAGGGGAGAAUCGCGUCUGCUUGUCGCACGCUUCGCCGUCCCGACUCGCUGCCGCCUUCUCCGCGCUCUCCCCAUUCGGAGAAAAGGCUCAAGCGAGGAGACUGGUCAAGCCAAUCAGAGCCAUCGACGAAGACGCUUCGGAAGGCGCAAGAGAGGAGACAGAGACAGACAGACAGAACGAGCGCGAGAUAGGGAGAGAGAGGAGCAGCGACUCGGAGGUGGUGUCGCCGUCGAGUCGGAGCUCGCGAACGUCGCCUGCUUCGUGGAAGUCCUCGGAGCCCUCUGACGACGAGAGAAAACGCGACCGGCGACGGCUCGGGGGAGGAAGAAGCAAAGCCGGGAAGCGGCAAGAAAGGCGUCGAGGCGCGGCGAACGAGGAAGGACGAGCAGCUGAAAACGGCGAAGGCGACGGCAAAGCCUUCAGGGAAGCAGAGUCGGCGAACGAGAGGGAAAGGUUUGUGGGCUUCGCUGCACAAGGGAAGCAAACGAGAGACAAGCACGCUGAAAGAGAGGAAGAAGAACUCCACGCAGAACAGAAGGAGAACGCGGAAGCAGAGAGAGAGCGCGAGUGGAGGAAGGCACUCGAGACACGAAAGAGUCGCUUGUCAGCGCUUACGAAACGCGUGCAGCGAAACUCUCUCAGGGCGCGUUUAGUUCAAAGAGGCGUUGACAACCCAGAUGAAGAACUCGAGAAAGAAGAAUGCGACAGCGAAGAGUCAGAGGAGUCCGCAGACUCCCACAGACCUUUUCGUCGCCGAGGCAGUCGAACGCGGCUCAAUCCUGGCUACCGGUUCCUCGCCUUUGCCAGCGACAUGUGCCGUAGCGGGAGACGCCCUCAUCGUGAAGAGGAGCGCAGCAUCUCGUUGAGUGACACUGAAGAAAACGAUUUUAUCGUCGAAGAUGGAGACGAAGAUGAAGUGACUCCAACUGACGGAAGCGAGGAAGGCUUUGUCGCCGAUUCCGAGGAAGACGAAGAAGCACUCGACACCGGACAAGAACUCGCGAGACGGGCCAGCUACGAGCGCCGGAUGAAGCGCGAGACAGACCAAAAGCUGGAAGAGAAUCUGAAGUUGGACGAGGCGUUUGCGCGCUACGUGCAGUUCUUGGUUUUCUCGCUUUUUUCCCCGACGCUGAAAUUCCCUUUUCCAACAGGCCCUGCCGACCGCCGCGCUGCGUGCAUGCCGAGGACACGACACACACGAAAGUUGCCGAGAGAUUUUUUUUUGACGGCGGUGAAGAAGAUCGAAGGACUCAUGCCUGUCAUGCGUGCGACGAUGGAGACAACUGCUUUUCCUACCCGGCUAAAAUCCGCUUUGAAGGAAUACCCUGUGUGUACGGUGCGCGAGCGCGAGAAGGCAGCCAACAGUGCAAAUCGAGCGGAGCCUCGCUGUAUCGUCUGUGGACGGUGCCAAGGGGCCCGCUACAGAGUGCUUCUCGAGGGGCCUGUUUGCGACACAGAUCUUCUUUACCAGGGGGAACUGGCAGAAUGGCAUGUGGCCAACGGACUGGAGUGGUUGGGGCGAGAGGCUUUUCCAGAUGCACUCGAUCCUGUCCGAAGAAAAGCCGACGAGUAUUUACGACAAGACUCCACUUGGGGCAUGCUUACAGAGGACGCCGAACCGGGGAAGCUCACGAGGCGCCACCGAGGGAGAAGAGGAAGAGAGAACGCGACGUUUUGCUCAGGUGUCCUGGAGUUCGCCGUAGGAAAACACUGUGGAAAGCAGAUCCGAGCGUGGCAUAUGAUUCACCACUUCAAACACAGGUUCUUGAAGUUCAUGCAUUCCACAAUCAAGGAGUUCGAUCCGUGUAUACGGCGGUACCCUGAGAAAGUCGCAGAGAUCUUCGACGAGCUGUGGAGACAGCAGUGGUACGAGCAGUGGUGCAUGGAGGUGAAGGAUCCACGGACGAGCUGAUUCUUCCGGCAAACAAGAAAGGGGAGCCGAGCGCGUUCACGACAAGACGGGGAAGGGAAUUUUUUCCAUAUGUUUUUAGUAAAGACGCACUGCGCUGGACAAAACGGCAAAACGGACAAACGCAUUAGUCCAGAGUGCUUGUGUCUAUCGCUUCGUCUUCGAGGAGUCUUCCUUUUUUUCUUCCCUCGCUCUGUUGACGUCUUGCCUUGUCGUUCCACUUUUUGCUCUCUGUGGCGGAACGCAUCCCGGUUUGUGUACCCCCAUUUUGUAUUAACUGUAAAUGCUUUUGAGAAAAGAGGGAGUGAAAACGAAGUGGUCUUUUUUGUUCGCACUCUUCUAGUUUGUGCAGAUGCAUGGCGCUAGCUACCACUAACGCCUCCACAAGCGAAGACCGCAACCGCGAUUCUGGAGAUAGUCUGCCUUCUCUGGUGUACAUACACUCCAGCAAGAUGCGUUUGGCCAGUCACAAAAGUACGGGGACGGCAGAAUUAGGGGCUGCCCUGUUUUUGUUCUUCUAUUUCCUUGGGAGUUAUACAUCGAAUCUAUGAAUGCAGAUCUACAAAUGUUCGAUAAUUAUAUGCCGAUGCGUGCGUUUGCUUGUGAAUGGUGGGCAUGUGUAAGCUUAUCUACAUAUACCCCGCUUUCACAUCUCGGUAUUCACAGAAGAAAUACGCAGGUACACGAGGGGGAUGUUAGUCGGAAAUAGGAGAAGACGGGCGUGGUGGCUGGGGUGAAACUACAGCGGAGAGCAUGCAGAAAAGUGUCUGUUUCCGUGUGGGUGCUCAAGUUCUUCGAGGGGAAAUGGUAACAGUCCGAAUAGACGGAAAAGGGAACCUUUGAGGAUCUUUUCGGGGGUCGAGACUGCUUCUUUGUCACUUUUUGAUAAACGCGAUAGCGGGUUUAAAGUUGAACUGAGGUUCCGUUGCUGUCUCUAGUGUACAGUCAGUUAGUUACUGCAGCAUCCUCGCGAGCGGGAAGCCGUAUUUUUGCUAGGUUCAGUUGCUGGUCUUCUCGGAGUCCUGCCAUUUGUUUUUCCACUUCGGGGGCAAUGUGACGGCUUUUUAGAGCGCACAGUGUCGGGGGGGAGCAACUAAGUUUGUCAUAAAACACAGGCGCGUGUAGCUCUUCAGUCCUCUCACUUUGACUGUCUAAACCUCUAAGCGCUACGACACCUCGUGUCUGGUGAAGCAACUGCGCCGAAGGAGGAAACCGAAUUUGUCGAUGGGGCAAAAGGUGUUCCCGGUCGUGAUUGUGUCGUUCUCGUGGAAGAGUGAGACAGCAGAAGGGAUUUUGCAACUUUACAUUCGAGGCGAGACACAAAGAGAUACUUUUUUGACAGAGAAUCUCGGCCUUAUCGGUGAACCUACAGAGAGGUUCCACCUUUUACAGUGACUUCGUUCAAUCUCUGUCGUUGCUUUUCCGGAGCGCGGGUUUGCGGCCAAGUGCAACGCCCCGAGUGCCUCUAGCUGGUUGUUUGUGUGUGUGUGCAUCGUAUUUGUAAGCGACAAGACACCGAGAACAGAGAGGAACUGGUACGUUCGUCCGGCGUUUGGAAGUGCGAAUGGUGUUGCCACGGUCGAUAUCGCCUUGUCAAUCGGCAAGAAAAUUGUCAAACUUGCGCAGGUUCCGUUCCCGAAUAAACCGUUCAUUGCUUCCACACCCCCCUGCCAUGGGAACGUACCUACUUUUCCUGGGAAGGAGAGCGGCUAUCCAGUUCUUCGUGGGCGCACGUAGCUGUGUCGUCCUUUCAUGUUUUUAUCUUGUAGCAAGACUAGAAACAAAUUCCCUUCGUCUGCUGGCACGCAGGGAGUUUGAGGUAGCGCGAGGCUUGAGGGUUGAAGGCAGGGGAUUGAAGGAGGUACCAGAACGCAUGCGAGAGCCGUUGCCUGAGACCACUUAGUUUGGCUGUCUGAGUUGUUCCUCGGCGAAGGAAAGCGAUUUCUCGGCGGCAGAGCUCGAGGAUCUCCUUGUUGAGAUUCUUUGUUCCCACGGUGCGUUUCUGAUCUAGGUCUUGCGCUGCGUUUGCCGCAACAGCCACUUGUACGCGCUGAAGAACAUCGAGUCGAGUCGCUGUAUCGACUUGUAGGUUUUCAAGAUCCAAAAACAGAUUCCGCAGAUCCUCUGCCCGCAUGGUUUCGGGAGUGAACACAGUGAUGACGUCGCCCGUUGACGGACAGGCCCAGGCAAAGGGUCUCGCCAGCGUCUCGAGGAAGUGCAGCUUUUUUUCUUGGCGGCUUUCCUUCGUAGCCUGCAACUUCAGUUCCUCGAUGUGCUGCAGGAGCUCUGUUUCUCGGUGAAGCAGUUCCUUGAAUGCUUGACGUCGAUGCACAUCGCUGUCAAACAUAUGCUUAAUGCGUGCUGUCUCUUGAACCCGCCAAGCUUCGAGUUCCCUGCGUAGAACGGCAAAAUCCGAGUAGGUCUUGGGAUGCAAACACCGGUCCCGGAGGCGCUUUUGCCGCAUCUCGUGCUCCUUUUGCGCGCUCGCUCUCUCUUCCUCUUCGCGGUCGAUUGCUUCCUGCUUAGCAUGGCGCAGUUUCGCCGCUUUUCUGCGGGCGAGGAAACCUCGGAUGUGUGCUUGCAUGAUGACUGCCUUCUCAACCUUCAAGGCAUCCAGGGCGUCGGCUGUGAAAUAUGGUUUCGGGUACAGCGUCUUGUCGUGCUUCUGGUCGAUAGACAAACCCGGCUUUUCCAUCUGAACCGCACCUUCUCGAUUCAGUUGCAGCCCUUCACUAUGCCAUACGCGCGUCUGUGUUUCCGUGUGAAACUUGGUUUUCUUUGCCAAGUGGGAAGCCUCAUUCACCGUCUGAGUACCCGUCUCGCAGUUUGUGCCCGGGUCGCAAGGCACGAAGCCCAGCAGAGAUUCUGAUUAAGACAAAAGGGGUACCCAGAAAGGCAUACAAGCUAAAGUGCGGAUGCUUGUACUUCGCUCGACUUUGAAAGACGACAAACCUCGCGGAGCAUAAACCCUAGAUCGGUCGUGACAUGGCGUUUUCCGAAACGUCUCACCUAUGUGCUGACAGAACUGUGCACAGCAGACAAGGGCUUUUUUACGAGCAAGUGUGUCACUCAAUGGACAGUAUUUCAUUUAUAAAACGUGACGCUUAGGCUGUGAAUGACCUCCUACAGCGGCGGCAGACAGGGAGGGGAAAAUGAACGUGGAAAGGACGACGAGGAACUCCCAAGGAGAUGCCCGUCCUAUCGACCGGCCAUGUUUAAAGACAGCACAAACUCUCUAUCGGCCACAAGACACAUGUU